Lentinula edodes (shiitake mushroom) is the source of this 2472-nucleotide messenger RNA. RefSeq names its product OPT oligopeptide transporter. Gene Ontology annotation, biological process: transmembrane transport. The transcript is spliced from 6 exons. NCBI's taxonomy places the organism in Eukaryota, Fungi, Basidiomycota, Agaricomycetes, Agaricales, Omphalotaceae. The coding region runs from base 1 to 2472 and encodes 823 amino acids. Gene Ontology annotation, molecular function: oligopeptide transmembrane transporter activity. The record is from RefSeq and is a predicted model, not a curated record.
AUGGAGGAUACCAAAGCUUACAACUCUUCUACGGAGGAAAUUAUAUCGUUACCCACCCGGACUAUUCGAGCACGAAGGGCGCCGGAUGUUCCGGUGGAUGUCGACGCCGAUGCUGAAUUUGUGAAAGAACACUUGAAUGACCCCUACAUGGAUCUAUCAAGACCUUACAAAUCGACUGAAUCCAUGGAGCUUUCCGAUAAGAAGGUUCAGCAACUGCAAUAUGCACCUUCCGAGUUGGAUGCAGAGUCCAACGUUGAUACGUUCGACCGUUACUCCACUUCCCGCGCUGAAUCUCGCAAUUCAACUGCUAUCGAAUUUGACGACGAAUCACCUUAUCCUGAGGUUCGCGCAGCAGUCUCCAGUACCGAUGAUCCAGAAAUGCUGGUGAACACCUUCCGCAUGUGGUUUCUGGGAAUUGUCUUCGCCAUUCUUGUCUCCGGGAUCAAUCAGUUUUUCAGUGCUAGAUACCCAUCCGUUUACAUCAGCGGAAUCGUUGUUCAGUUAAUUGUUUUACCCUGCGGUAAAUUAAUGGAACGAGUUCUCCCCACCUAUCGCUUCAACACUUUUGGCUUCCGUUGGUCGUUGAACCCUGGUCCUUUCACCAUCAAGGAACACGUCUGCAUCACAAUCAUGGCCAACGUAGUAGUGGGAGGUGCCUAUGCAACUGACAUCAUUGCGACGCAGAAGAUCUUCUACAAUCAAGCCAUUCCUUACGGAUACCAAAUUCUACUUUGCAUCGGUUCGCAGGUGUUGGGUUUCUCUCUGGGUGGUCUUCUUCGACAAUUCGUUGUUUGGCCGUCCAGCAUGAUCUGGCCUGGCGCUUUGGUCAACUCAGCACUAUUCAACACAUUACACAAGAAUUACGGGAAACGCGACCGCGGACACAUGACUCGCGAACGCUUCUUCCUCUAUGCGUUCCUCGGUAGUUUCGCUUAUUACUGGCUCCCGGGAUAUCUGUUCACCGCGCUCAGUGUUUUCAACUGGGUGUGUUGGAUUGCUCCAAACAAUAUUCCUGUGAACGCUCUUUUCGGAACCAACACGGGUUUGGGUAUGGGUGUUUUCACCUUCGACUGGUCAAUGAUCGCGUACAUUGGCAGCCCGCUAGUUACUCCCUGGUGGUCGGAGCUGAACACCAUUGUUUCGCUGGUCAUCCAAUUCUUCAUAUUGGUUCCCAUCCUUUAUUUCACGAACGCCUUCAAUACUGCCUACCUCCCUAUUUCCGCUCCUGUCGCGUUUGAUCGCACUGGCGCGGAAUAUGACGUUAGUCAAGUUGUCACUAAUGGACAGUUCGAUAACGACAAAUACCUUUCCUACUCUCCGGUUUUCAUCCCUGCGACCUUGUGCAUUGCAUAUGCUAGCUCCUUCGCUGCCUUUUCUGCAGUCUUUGUGCACACUUUCUUGUGGUUCCGCCGCGAUAUCGCUCGCCGCUUUAGGUCAACUCUCAAGGAUGAACGUGAUGUGCAUUCUCGGCUCAUGCAGGCCUACAAGGAGGUUCCUUGGUAUUGGUAUACUGCUGUUGGUGUCGUUGCCAUGAUCUUCUUCCUCAUUUCCGUCCAUCUCGUUCCUACGAACUUCCCCAUCUGGGCGGCCGUGUUUGCAUUUGCCAUCUCCUCUCUUCUCUCUCUUCCCAUGGCCAUGCUCCAAGCGAUUACGAACCAACAGGUUGGAAACAUCCAAGUCUUCUACGAACUCAUCGGCGGGUACGUCCUGCCUGAGCGCCCUGUCGCUGUUGUCCUUUUCAAAGGGUUGACCUACGUCACCACGAGCCAAGCUAUCGCAUUUUCUGGAGAUAUGAAGCUGGGCCAUUACAUGAAAGUUCCCCCUCGUCUUAUGUUCACCGUCCAGACUGUUGCGGUCGUUGUCGCCUGCUUUACUGUUACUCUCGUACAGAACUGGAUGUUCGCCAACAUCGAGGACUAUUGCUCCCCUGACCAAAAAGAUGGGUUCAUCUGCCCGUCCACAAACACUUUCGCAACCUCUUCGCUCAUCUGGGGUGGUGUCGGCCCAACUCGUAUGUUUAACAUCGGCCGCCCUUACAACCCCCUUCUCUUCUUCUACCUCAUCGGCGCUGUCCUUCCUAUUCCCUUCUACAUGCUCGCCCGUCGUUUCCCUCUCUCUUUCUACAGGUACAUCAACAUCCCGGUCUUCUUCGGUGGUGUCGGUGCCCUUCCUCCUGCCUCCGGUAUCAACUAUACUUCUUGGGCAGCCGUUGGGUUCAUUUUCAACUAUUGCAUGCGCCGCUUCCAUUUUAGGUGGUGGAUGCGCUAUAACUACAUCCUUUCGGCUGCUCUGGACGGUGGGGUUGCGAUCUCACUCAUAGUGAUCUUCUUCGCGGUGCAACUUCCGCGGGGUGGCUUUACUUUGAAUUGGUGGGGUAACACUGUCUGGACCAACACGGCCGAUGCCAUGGGCCUUCCCUUCAAACUACCAGACGGCCCGAACGGUACCUUUGGCCCUUCCACUUGGGCUUAA